UUUAAAAUAAUUUUGGCAAUUAGCUUUAUUUGUAUUUAUUAGAUAAAAGGUAUUUCUAAGUUACAGGGCUUAGGUACAUGAAGAGCUGUUGCCAUGAAAGGGCAGGAAGGGUUGGGAGGAUGCCUGGGUGUCACACGCCUGCGGCGUGAUUAUUGAUUACUGUCAAAUUUCACAAUGUUGGCUAUUCGCAGAACGUAUCUGUCCAACUAGUAAAUUCUCUAAAGAUAACCUAAACUCACAUACAUUUCAGGAAAUUAGAAACACAUAUAAGGAUGAAAUUGAGACCUUCGACGUCCUUUGCUUCCAACACUGAAAAAACUUACAUCCCCCUGGUCAUAGGGCGCUGUAAUCCUCCUUGUUGGGUUCCCAGCUUAAGGUGCUAAGAACACGCUCUGGCCCCGUUUUAUUCCCACGCGUCAGGAUUUCCAAUGUGAAGGAUCCAGGGUGUGUGGCAGACGUGCACUAGUCCUGGUUCCAGGGCUCAAGCUGGCCGGUUGCGGUCUGCUCUGUGCCAAAUCCUCCCCUAAAAGAUCUGUUUUGUCUCAGGCUGGUCUGACUCACAUAGAAUAGAUAGAUAAUCAGCGCAUGCCCUCCAGAUCAGGUUGUCGGCUUACAAAUAUAGCUCGUUAGCGCACAGGCACUGGACGCUCCGCCGCGCGGGCUCUUCCGGCCGCUCGGCGGGUGUAAACAGCCUCGAGCGGAUUACGUGCGACUCCGGGGAGGUGGCGGUAAUUUCAUGCUCUUCCAAUGGGGCACAAAGUGGUCGUGUUUGACAUUUCUGUCAUCAGAGCCCUGUGGGAAACCCGUGUCAAGAAGCACAGAGUUCGGCAGAAGAAGGAGGAAGAAAGGCUUGAGAAGAGUGCAUUGGAAAAGAUAAAGGAGGAGUGGAACUUCGUGGCUGAGUGCAGGAGGAAAGGCAUCCCCCAAGCUGCAUACUGCAAGAAUGGCUUCGUAGACACCAAUGUGCAGCUUCUGCAAAAGAUUGAAAAGAACAUUCUCACCAAGCAGAGUUCACUUGUCAAGGACAAAGGCAAACAGAGCAGUGAGUUUGUGCUUGAACUUUCAGGGGAUCACUGGAAGGAGCUCCCAGAUUCGUUGAGGGAGCAGACACACCUGAGAGAAUGGCACAUAAGCAAUACCCUGAUUCAAAUCAUUCCUGCAUAUAUCAAGCUGUUUCAAGCAAUGAGAGUUCUGGAUCUGCCAAAAAACCAAAUCUCUCAUCUUCCAGCUGAAAUUGGUUGUUUGAAGAACCUGAAAGAACUCAAUGUGAGUUUCAACCAUCUGAAGAGCAUUCCGCCAGAACUGGGAGAGUGUGAAAAUCUAGAGAGACUGGACUGUUCUGGGAACCUAGAAUUAACUGAGCUGCCCUUUGAAUUAAGUAAUUUGAAGCAAGUUACGUUUGUAGAUAUUUCAGCAAACAAGUUUUCAAGUGUCCCGAUCUGUGUCCUGCGGAUGUCUAAUUUGCAGUGGUUGGAUAUAAGCAACAAUAACCUGAGUGACCUGCCACAAGAUAUAGACAGGCUAGAAGAACUGCAGAGCUUUCUCUUACACAAAAACAAGCUGACCUAUCUUCCUUACUCCAUGCUUAACCUAAAGAAGCUCAGCUUGUUAGUCGUCAGUGGGAACCAUUUGGUGGAGGUGCCAACUGCCCUUUGUGACUCAUCCACGCCUUUGCGAUUUGUAAGCCUUAUGGAUAAUCCUACACAACUUCAAGAUGCUGAUGAAAUAAUGGAAAGUGAACAGGAUCGCCAACAUUUUGAUAAGGAAUUUAUGAAAGCCUAUAUUGAAGAUCUUAAAGAAAGAGAAUCUGUUCCCAGCUAUACCACCAAAGUAUCUUUUAGCCUUCAACUUUGAUAUCAUCCAUCAGAAGACCACAAAAUCUCACUAUCCUGUGGAGCUUUAAAUCUUUGUGUUAUGGGUCAUGUCAUAUAGGAAUAAUAUGGCUUGUCCUUAAGGACAAAGUCUAGCAACCACUGUCAUAGUUGUUAAGAAAAACUAUUUUCAAAUUUCAAAUAUAUGAAUAUCUCCUUUUGUGGACCGGAGAAUUGAUAAAUUGGUUUAAAUAUUGAUAUUUAUAAGUGCUUUUACAUAUACUUACUUCCAAAUAAUACACAUUUAAUAUUUUUAAAAAUGUAUUAUCUUUUAAAAUUAUAGCUUAAAGACCAAAUUCUGAA
Molecule: messenger RNA, 2174 nt
Organism: Nycticebus coucang (slow loris)
Lineage: Eukaryota; Metazoa; Chordata; Mammalia; Primates; Lorisidae
Gene: LRRC2
Product: leucine rich repeat containing 2
Exons: 9
Coding region: 748-1854 (368 amino acids)
Molecular function (GO): protein binding
Source: RefSeq, a predicted model, not a curated record